CACCCGCCCAACGACACUGUCGCACAGUCUGGCCUGGGUUUUGACAGUCACGGGCUACGACGACGACGAAGACGACGACCAUCGCCGCUUCCGCAUCCGAAGGCACGCCGCUGGCCUCCUCUCACCGAAUCCUCGCGCAUCAAAGAACACCGACCAAGCGAGCGCCACGAGGCGACGACGAGACAAAGAAGGAUCGUAUCAAAGCGACAAUCGGAUUCCAUAUCACCACCACAUCAAACCGAGCGUCGAAUCUGCUCGGUGCCGCUGCCGCUGCCGCUGCCGCUGCCACACGAACGUCCGCCAUCCGCCAUGUCGAGUUACAACGCCCGUCGCGCGCCCAAUGUGUCGCAGUAUGUCGCAGGCCUGAACCAGCCUGCGCCUGCCCCGGAAAUCCCACAAUUCGACGACUUCGACCCUCCCUUUGACACUCUAGCCAACCUCGAAUUCUUCGAUUUGGACGCCGCUGCUGCCUUCCCCAAUCCAGACCCUACUUUCCCACACGAUGCACACCUUGAUGCCAAGAAUGGCCCGCAGCAAUUCAAUGCCUUCAACGACUUCCAGGCCUUCGCCGCCACUACACAAGCCUCGCCUUCCUCGGCCUUGCCGUCGCCGCCUUCGCUGCAAGGAAACUACCCUCCGCAGCCCCAAUACCAGCACAACUCGCCUGUGACCGGCGACAAGCGAAGAGCAUCUGCCGCUGCCCUUCCCACCGCCGCUGACCUGGAGGAAGCAUCUCGUAUGGCUGCCGAAGAGGACAAGCGCCGGAGGAACACUGCCGCCUCUGCUCGAUUCCGUGUCAAGAAGAAGCAGCGCGAGCAGGCCCUUGAGAAGCAGACCAAGGAGAUGACCGACAAGGUCAACGCCCUCGAGUCCAAGGUUCAACAGCUCGAGAUGGAGAACAAGUGGCUGAAGGAGCUAAUCACUGAGAAGAGCGAUAUAAAGAUCCUAGAAGCCAAGCUGGAGCAAAGACACACUGAGAACAAGGACGCUGCCUCCCGGAGUACUGAGAGCCACACUGACGGUGUAGGCACAAAGGACGCCAAGACGGAGGAAGCGUAGAGCUGACAUCUCGAGCAAAAGUAUUUUAUGCUUCACGUGAUUCUAGAUUGGGCGUUUCAUCAUAUGCUACCGCGCUAGUUUGUCUUUGGCACAACACCUUGGCACUUUCCUACAUACAAAAAUGUUGUGGACGCGGAUUCACUCAGGCUGUUGAGGUCUAAUUAUACCCCAGCCUUCCGACAUUAAAUUCUGAAUACAGAUGAAUGCAAGCAAGCUUCUGCC
Pseudocercospora fijiensis CIRAD86 is the source of this 1281-nucleotide messenger RNA. RefSeq lists its product as uncharacterized. The coding region runs from base 310 to 1059 and encodes 249 amino acids. Gene Ontology annotation, biological process: regulation of transcription by RNA polymerase II. The record is from RefSeq and is a predicted model, not a curated record. Gene Ontology annotation, cellular component: nucleus. The transcript has 2 exons. Lineage: Eukaryota; Fungi; Ascomycota; Dothideomycetes; Mycosphaerellales; Mycosphaerellaceae. Gene Ontology annotation, molecular function: DNA-binding transcription activator activity, RNA polymerase II-specific; RNA polymerase II transcription regulatory region sequence-specific DNA binding.